UCCAAAGCAGGAGAGGAUUUACUUCGGCAGAGCAGCUCAGAGCAUCACAACUCACUGAGAAAGAAGGGCAGUGUGAGCAAAGGACCUGGUUGCCUGGAGAAGCCUGGCACAAGGGUAGAAAAUGACCCUCAACAACGUUACCAUGCGUCGCACCCACAACAGCAGCCUGCAGCAGCAGCAGCAGCGAUGGAGCAUCCCUGCUGAUGGAAAGAAUCUGCUGGUCCAGAAAGACUCGAAUGAGUACAACCCGCAGAAGAGAUACACCAUCAGUCCUGAUGAAUAUUACAGAAGGAGCUGGUCCUCGGAGUCAUCUGAUUCUGUCAUCUCCUCUGAGUCAGGCAGCAAUUGCUACCGGGUUGUGCUGAUAGGGGAGCACGGCGUAGGCAAGUCCUCACUAGCCAACAUCUUUGCAGGGGUGCACGACAGCAUCGACAGUGACUGUGAGGUGCUCGGAGAAGACACGUAUGAAAGAACACUGAUGGUGGAUGGGGAAAGUGCAACCAUUAUACUGCUCGACAUGUGGGAUAAUAAGCGUGAGGGAGAAUGGAUUCGAGACCACUGCAUGCAAGUGGGAGACGCAUACCUGAUUGUCUACUCCAUCACAGAUCGAGCAAGCUUUGAGAAGGCCUCGGAACUCAGAAUACAGCUCCGCAGGGCACGACAGAAGGAAGAUAUCCCCAUUAUUCUGGUUGGCAACAAAAGUGACCUUGUCAGGUGCCGUGAAGUUUCCGUGGCAGAGGGACGAGCCUGUGCUGUUGUGUUUGACUGCAAGUUCAUCGAGACCUCGGCAGCCGUGCAGCACAAUGUGAAAGAGCUGUUUGAAGGCAUCGUGCGGCAAGUGCGGCUCCGCAGGGACAGCAAGGAGAAGAACGAGAAGCGGCUGGCAUACCAGAAACGGAGGGAGAGCAUCCCCAAGAAAGCCAGGCGGUUCUGGGGCAAAAUAGUUGCUAAGAACAACAAGAACAUGGCCUUCAAACUCAAGUCCAAGUCUUGCCAUGACCUAUCGGUUCUUUAAGAAUGCUGGACUCUGCCAGAGCUUGUGGCAUUUUGUGGACAUUAUCUACCUAUGUCGUGGGACAAUCAAUCAAUCUAUAUUAGAUUGGGCUAUCAAAGUGACUUAGGUUCACAGUUGUGAUUGUGAUUAUGCGUGCUGGCAUAAGAACAGCACAGUGCAUGGAAAUAUCUCUCUUCCUUUUCUUUUGUCAGUAGUUUUAAAAGAAAAAUAUAGACCAGAAUGACCCAAAGUUAUGGUGGGAAGUGUUCUUUAAUAUACCUGCUCUUUCUCCUCUCACCUUCAGAUAUUAGUGUAAGAACUUCAAACAGUAAUGACUUGGGAAGUGAAUACUACACUUUCCUCUUUCUUCUUGUUAUUAUUAUUCUUUUUUUUAAAACAAUGUAAAGAAUUGAGGAAUUGGCUGGGGAUUGGUCCUGUGCCAGUUGGCUGGCCAGGCCUGAGCACCCACCGCUGAAAACCCUGCAUUGUUGUAGAAUAGCCACCAAGACACUAUUUUGUGAUUUUUUUUUAAUGUCAAGGAUUGGUUUCAAUGAAUUUACACAUCUCUUACUUUGAAAAUAUUUAAAGGAAAACCCCUAUAAUCAAACAAAUUUUCCUCUCCUAUUCUCAUAUUAUGGGACUGUUUAAAAUCAUAAUAAUAUUAAAAUGAAAGUGCAAGUUGUAUCAAAGUGCAUCAAGUGCAGGAUGCCAAACCUUUUAUCGACCACCAUUUCUGAGCUUUUUUAAGAAACCACAUGAACUUCUUGUAGCCAGCCUUGGCCUUUCUCUAUGCCAGAGUUAUGCUGUAUUUAUUGUUGAGCAAAAUAACAAGCAUUUUAACGUUGAGGGGAAAUGUAUUUAUUACCAAAUUUCUUAAAAUGUUAAUUUUAUUACUGUUUUCUAUCUAUUAUCUUUUUUCAGACUAUGCAAGUUUUUACUUACAUGCCUUGUAAUAAAAGAAAUAAAAUAUA
This is a messenger RNA of Melopsittacus undulatus (budgerigar), 1965 nucleotides long. It is a transcript of the gene GEM, whose product is annotated as GTP binding protein overexpressed in skeletal muscle. Gene Ontology annotation, cellular component: plasma membrane. The coding region runs from base 122 to 1015 and encodes 297 amino acids. Gene Ontology annotation, biological process: negative regulation of high voltage-gated calcium channel activity. The record is from RefSeq and is a predicted model, not a curated record. Lineage: Eukaryota; Metazoa; Chordata; Aves; Psittaciformes; Psittaculidae. Gene Ontology annotation, molecular function: GTPase activity; calcium channel regulator activity; GTP binding. The transcript has 5 exons.